AUGAGGUUGAUAUGCAUGUGGUGUGCGGUGAUGGCGGCGGCGCGGGCGCAGGACGACUUCUACACGCCGCAGACCUUUAAGCAACAUGUGAGGGGAGCACUCUUCCAGCCCAUGCAUCAACCCUGGAACAUGCCAAAGGAAAUGGACAGAUUGGAGUCGUAUCAAAAGGGCAUGUUCACGCCGGCCCUGCGUAACGACGUGGACCCCCAGGCGAGUCAGAAUUGGAGACCUUCUGUGAACGAGCGAGAUUGGCGAGGUUCCCCAAGCCCGCUCGCCCCCGCAGCGCCCCUGCAGCCGAUCCUCCAACCGGAGCCCUGGAGGCCGCCCUUCAGUCCCCAGCUGACUAAGGAACAGCAAGCCGCCAUCUUGCAUCACAAGCAGGCUCUUACAUCAGAUGGCGCCUUCCGUUUCGAGUACGCCUCGGACAACGGCUUGGCCGCCGGAGAGCAGAUUGAACCCGACGGGACCCGGGUCGGAGCCUACCAGUACAAGGACCCGAGCGGGCAGAUCGUCAAGCUGAAGUACCGAGCUGGGAAGGAAGGUUUCCAGAUCCUCGAGGGCAGCCAUCUCCCGAAGAGCCCAGAGCCAGUAGCACCGCCUACUUCUGACCAGCAUUACCAGCAGGCGUACCAGCAGCAACGGCAGCAAUACGACUUGCAGCAGCAAUACAACCAGCAGCGAAUAGAACCCCAGCAGCAAAACUGGCAGCAAAAUACUGGUGGAGAGGGCGCACUACAGAGGGCGACAGCAUCGCAAUAUUACCCUCAGAGUUGGAGGGCGCAGGGCCAAGAGGAUGACGGACAGUACCGUCCGCAAGAGAACGAAGUGCAAAGUGGGCCUCACAACUUCGGCGAAGGCUUUGCCUUCUCCUUCCAAGGUUAACCAGUAGUUAUACAAAUAUAGGCAGUAAUUAUAGGUAUUACCACUUCAAUACCUUCACGACAACGUGUCGUAAUCGGCUGAACAGCUCUGCUUGAAGAUUACUCUACGGUUUUUCCUACUUGGCCAGGGAUCCUCUAAAAUCGCAUGCCAUUUGUUGCAUUAUCUGUAAAAGCCUUUAAAUAAUAAACACACUAAGGUUAAACUUGUACUGUUAAAUGUUCUAGUCUCUGAACUACUUUGUAUUUUGCUACUAUAUACGAAAACUAAAGAAUUUCUGAAAUGAAUCUUAGCACGGUAAAAAAAUCCAACAACAAGAAACUCUCAAAAAUUUAAAGUCAUAGUAAUAUAACUAAAUAACUAUGCAUAUAAAAAAUCGUAUUUGGUACAAUUGACGAUAAGUUUUUUUGUAUUACUGACUAUUUCGACUGACAUUGUCAUGUUAAGUAUAUUUUUCAAUUUUGUAUUUAUUUAUAUAUACUGUAAAUGACUUAAUAUUUAUAAUAUCGUAUAAUAUAUCAGUCAUAUUGUUACUAAAAAUUCAUUUCAAAACGAGUUAUCGCUCUUUCCGAAAGUCCGCCUUCCUUGGAAUAGGUGAGAUAUUUUAAAAUAUAUUA
Messenger RNA from Cydia fagiglandana, 1496 nucleotides. RefSeq lists its product as uncharacterized. The transcript is spliced from 10 exons. Bases 1 to 882 code for a protein of 293 amino acids. Lineage: Eukaryota; Metazoa; Arthropoda; Insecta; Lepidoptera; Tortricidae. The record is from RefSeq and is a predicted model, not a curated record.